AUGGGUUGUGAAAAUAGUAUUGCCAUUAUUUUACCUUUUGAGGAUACUAUUAGAACAUAAAAUUGUUUUCGAAACUAAAAUUGUAACAAAUGUGGAAAAUAUAAUUUAAAUUUACUUUAAGCUAAAUGUGGACAUUAUUAUCAUAUGAGUUGUCUUAUUGAAAAGAGAAUGGAGUCUAAAUUAUGUUAAUGUAAUAAUCAUAUUGGUAAGUUAAACCUAAUUGAUUAAAAUGCACAUAUGUUUUUUCUUAAAGAAUAAGUAAGAAUCAUACCCUAAUUAUAUUAUCAAUAAAAUAAUAAGAAUUAUCAAUUUGUUUUUUGUUCUGGUAAACAAUGUUGCUUUUUUUUUAUUUAUGUGCCUUAAUUCAAUUUUAAUUAAAGUAAAGAAUAUUUUUGUGAUGUUUGUAAUAGAAUGAGAUUAUAUAAUGAGUAGAUUUGUUAAAGCAUUGAUGAAAAUUAGAUUCCUCUAAAACUAUAAAUCUAUCCUUAAAUUGUUUCUAACUUUGUAACACCAAAAAAAUCCAAUAAAGGAUGGAUUAAAUUAAUUUGUGGUCAUUAUUGGAAUAAAUAGGAAUUAUUUUAAUUCUAUUAAAUUUCAUUGAGAUCUAUAUGCUAUUGCUAAUAACGAUAUAGUGUUAAAGUAUUUGAUAAAUCAGAUUUAUAAUUAGAAUCUGAUUAUAUCUCAUAGAAAUCAAAAUCUAAGUUAAUCUAUUAAAAAUAAGAUGUAAACAAAAUUCAUCAAAAUCAACUAAUGAGAAUUUUAUAAUCUUCAAAAUACAACACUUAAUUUUGUAAAAAUAAUUGUGGAUUCUUAUAUAUAGAGAAUAUGGAAUAAGAUAAUAGUAAUCCUUUAUGUUUCAAUUGUGAUUUCUGUCAAAAAUGUCAUUCACCACUCUUUUCAAAUUUCAUCAAAAUGAAUGAUUGUAAUCAUUCUUUACACCUUUUAUGUGCUUCUGAAUUAAUCAACACUGAAAAACUUGGUGAAUCAAAGUGUGUUUGCGGAAAAUUGAUGAAUAAUUAAACUAAAAUUAACUUAAAUGUUGAAUGUAUUAUUUGUCAUAAAUAUGACCAUGUUCUAAAAUUAUUGGAUUGUCAACAUUAUAUUCAUUUGAAUUGUUUUGAAAAAAAUCUCUUUUUAUUUAAAUCUUUUUGUUGUUUUAUUUGCGAAAUUCCAAUGCUUACUUUCUUAUCAGAUAAAAAUGUUUAAUUCAAGAAAUUAAAAGAAGUAAGAACUGAUUACGAAUUAUAAAAUUUUUGUUUUAUUUGCUAAACUUAAAUUGAAGAAAUUCUUACUGAGAUUUAGUGCAAACAUAAAGUUCAUUAAUCUUGUUUAAAGAAAAAGAAAUUAGAAUUAAUAAAAUAUAAAGAUUAAGUUUUGAAAUGUUUAUGUGGAUAAUAAAUUCAUUGA
This is a messenger RNA of Paramecium sonneborni, 1407 nucleotides long. The record is from the annotation of a GenBank genome assembly. NCBI's taxonomy places the organism in Eukaryota, Ciliophora, Oligohymenophorea, Peniculida, Parameciidae.